UCACACGUUAUUGCACCCGUACAGCGCUGUCGCAAAUCAUUAUUAAACCAACAAAAUAAUGGCAAAAAUCUUGAUUUUUCUCCCCCAUUUUUUUAUUGUGUUUCAGGAGUUGAAACUGUCAGAUAAAAGCGACAAGUCGGAUAUAAUGCGAAGUAGAUUUGCAAAGAUUUCCCCUGUCUCUGCUUUUUGCCUUUUCGUUUCCCUAAAAGCAGAUCUCUUUCUCUCUCUGUGAUCUUACAAACCCACCAUCCAUUCAUUCAACCAACCCCACCGCCCCAUAAUCCAUAUAUAUACAAAAGUUGAGGCUUUGUUUUUCCGAAUGUAUAUUCUUCGCUCCCAAGCAUAUAUUGUUGCACUCCAGCUGACCUGUGACAGAUUUCACGGAUAAUUUCUACAUACAUUUUGAAGCAGCCAAGGUGUUUGUGGAAUAGCCCACAAGAGGAAAAUGUCUGUGGAGGAUAUCGGGAGCGACUGCUCUUCAAGUGGUGAUCAAGAAUUCCAUGUUCUCGCUGUGGAUGACAGCCUUAUUGACAGGAAGGUCAUUGAGCGCUUGCUCAAGAUUUCUUGCUGCAAAGUGACUGCUGUGGAAAGUGGGAGUCGAGCUCUGCAGUAUUUGGGUAUAGAUGGAGAGAGAAGCUCUCUUGGAUUUGAUGAGUUGAAGGUGAAUCUGAUAAUCACGGACUACUCCAUGCCUGGAAUGACUGGAUAUGAACUUCUCAAAAGGAUCAAGGGCUCGACCAAAUUGAGGCAAAUACCGGUUGUGAUCAUGUCGUCUGAGAACAUUUUGGCUCGAAUCGAUAGGUGCUUGGAAGAAGGGGCAGAGGACUUCCUGAUGAAACCGGUGAAGCUCUCAGACGUGGAGAGGUUGAGGGAUUUCAUGUUGAGAGGCGGGGAGACGAAGGUAGGGCGCAAGAGGAAGAUGCGAGAUGAUUCUUUCUCCUCAUCUCUGCUUAGCAGCUGUGACUGUGAUCAUCCUCUGUCUCCAAUAUCAGUCUCCGGAAUGGCACACCACAAACCUCUCAGGAAGCGCUCGAGGCUGCUCGCAACUGAGUGACCGAUGUUUAGGGUUUGGACGCGACGUUUUGUGGAUUGGAUUGUACAUGAAAAUUGAGAUUGGGAAUUCAAGAAGGAUGUUUCAAGGCAAUGAGGAUGCAGGUUUUUUGAAUGGUUCGUGCUGCCUCGGUUAAUUUUUUUUUUUUUUUACAUUAGGUUGGUAUAAAAUUAGGAAACAUAGAUGGGAUAAUUUUGUGGUAAAUAAUGAAAAUCUGAUGAGCUAUGACAAGUUGAAGCUUCACUGUCUUUUUGUACAAUUGGCAGAACAGAAUUUUUUGUAGAUCCUCUCUCUUUAGAAAUGGAAUGUCUAUUUGCAGAA
Molecule: messenger RNA, 1372 nt
Organism: Salvia miltiorrhiza (redroot sage)
Lineage: Eukaryota; Viridiplantae; Streptophyta; Magnoliopsida; Lamiales; Lamiaceae
Product: two-component response regulator ARR5-like
Exons: 5
Coding region: 446-1054 (202 amino acids)
Biological process (GO): phosphorelay signal transduction system; cytokinin-activated signaling pathway
Source: RefSeq, a predicted model, not a curated record